AAGGGGUUUCACCAUGUCGCCCAGGCUUGUCUGGAGCUCCUGGGUUCAAGUGACCCUCCUGCCUCGGACUCUCAAAGCGCUGGGAUUAGACACAAGCCACCAUGCCCGGCCUGUAUUUUAUUUUUUAAGGGCGGGCGUCCUCUUCUGUUUUAUAAAAGGAACAGUCGAAUUCCUACUGGAAGCAACGCGCGCAGAGGGGAAGGCUUUGUAGACCCCGGCUCUGGUUUGGGAUUUAAAGAACUGAAUUUCGAUGGGUGAAGACAGUGGGAAAGGGCGGUGGCAUGAUCCUCGUUUUACAGACUAGGAAGUCGAGCCUCAGGGCAGUGACGGGGCUUCUCCGCAGGCUCCGCGAAGAAAGCGAGGCUGGGAGGACCCAGACCAGCGGCCACAACAGCCUCAGCGGCUACAACAGCCUCAGCGGCCUCAACAGCCUCAGCGGCCUCAUGUCAGCCGGCAGAGGGUGCAGGGAGCUGGCAGCUACAGCUCUGCUGGGGCGUGGCCUUCUGACGCACCGUCACAGUUCCCUCUGUGGCCGCCCAUUGGCUCCCUCUUACCGCCCUUUUCCGGGGCAAGGGAAGCUAGUAGCGGAGCCGGAAGUGAGGCACCCUAGGGCUCGGGACAGCGGCGGCGUUUAAAGCUGAGCCACCCAGUGCCACUGGAGACGGUCAGCUUCUCCACUCAGGCUCCUCCAGCCCGAGCCAGAAGACUCCCUCCCCCAGAAUUCUGGGGGCCGAUGGAAGGGAGCCGAGUCGGAUCGCGAGGUACCCAGAGCCGACAGACCCGAGCGACAGGGCGUUGCCAGAAGCCCCGCCCCUAGGAGUGAUCGGAAAGCCUCACCCAUCCGGGUGAGGAACCGGGAGGGACCGCCUCGGGGCGGAGCCCGCCGACCAUGGCUACGCCCCCGGUGGCCGGUCCCGCAGCUCUACGCUUCGCCGCCGCGGCUAGCUGGCAGGUUGUGCGCGGACGCUGCGUGGAACAUUUUCCGCGAGUACUGGAGUUUCUGCGAUCUCUGCGCGCUGUUGCCCCUGGCUUGGUUCGCUACCGGCACCACGAACGCCUUUGUAUGGGCCUAAAGGCCAAGGUGGUGGUGGAGCUGAUCCUGCAGGGCCGGCCUUGGGCCCAAGUCCUGAAAGCCCUGAAUCACCACUUUCCAGAAUCUGGACCUAUAGUGCGGGAUCCCAAGGCUACAAAGCAGGAUCUGAGGAAGAUUUUGGAGGCACAGGAAACUUUUUACCAGCAGGUGAAGCAGCUGUCAGAGGCUCCUGUGGAUCUGGCCUCGAAGCUGCAGGAACUUGAACAAGAGUAUGGGGAACCCUUUCUGGCUGCCAUGGAAAAGCUGCUUUUUGAAUACUUGUGUCAGCUGGAGAAAGCACUGCCUACACCGCAGGCACAGCAGCUUCAGGAUGUGCUGAGUUGGAUGCAGCCUGGAGUCUCUAUCACCUCUUCUCUUGCCUGGAGACAAUAUGGUGUGGACAUGGGGUGGCCGCUUCCAGAGUGCUCUGUUACUGACUCAGUGAACCUGGCUGAGCCCAUGGAACAGAAUCCUCCUCAGCAACAAAGACUAGCACUCCACAAUCCUCUGCCAAAAGCCAAGCCUGGCACACAUCUUCCUCAGGGACCAUCUUCAAGGACACACCCAGAACCUCUAGCUGGCCGACACUUCAAUCUGGCCCCUCUAGGCCGACGAAGAGUUCAGUCCCAAUGGGCCUCCACUAGGGGAGGCCAUAAGGAGCGCCCCACAGUCAUGCUGUUUCCCUUUAGGAAUCUCGGCUCACCAACCCAGGUCAUAUCUAAGCCUGAGAGCAAGGAAGAACAUGCGAUAUACACAGCAGACCUAGCCACGGGCACAAGAGCAGCCUCCACUGGGAAGUCUAAGAGUCCAUGCCAGACCCUGGGGGGAAGGGCUCUGAAGGAGAACCCAGUUGACUUGCCUGCCACAGAGCAAAAGGAGAAUUGCUUGGAUUGCUACAUGGACCCCCUGAGACUGUCAUUAUUCCUUCCUAGGGCCAGGAAGCCAGUGUGUCCUCCAUCUCUGUGCAGCUCCGUCAUUACCAUAGGGGACUUGGUUUUAGACUCUGAUGAGGAAGAAAAUGGCCAGGGGGAAGGAAAGGUGACAAGCUGCUGGUGCAGUGGGACAGGCAGCAGACAUGAAAGAACCAUGAAGAGGCUGGAUGGAGCCUGUGUUUCUCUGCACUGACUCAGCCCCUCCUCCUAAGCUCAACAGAUUGCAAACAAUAUCCCAAUACUUUGAAGAAGGCAUUCAAAGGUCAUUGUGAAUGCUGGUGUUUGUGCUUUACAUGUCUACAUGCAAACAGACAAGAGACAGCAGUUGGCUGAAACAGCACAAAUCUUGCAACUGACAAGAAACCCAAGGAAGUCAUGUAUUAGCUAGCAACAAGCAAGUGCUCUACAUACAUACUCAGAGAUCAACAAUAUCUAGCUAAAGCUGGUAUUGAAUUCUGCUUUCUCAACAACUCUAUCAUCAACAUACUGAUAAGCAAAGAAAAGUCACUAUAGGAUAAGAAGUCAGCAGACGUUGGAGAUAUACUGGCAGAGUGUGGCAUGAUGAGCACAUCAGAUUACAUACCAAACUUAGAAAAAGAUGUUUCCUUGCAUCCAACCUUUUUAUUACAGUAAGACUUGGCUCUUAUCUCUAAAACCUGAUUUCUUUACCUCUCAUCAGCAAUACUGAAAGUCAGGCUCCACAUAAAGCAUCAAGACAGUCCCCAAAAAGGUUCAUGUAUUACAGCACGUCUGUUAACUCUGCAGUCAGAGUCACCAUUUCUGAACUCUGCUGGUCAGGGCAGAUGGACAGUGGGCAACAGGAAGAUUCCUAAGCAGUUACUGAAUGGCAAUAAAAAUAAAGUAAAAAUAAAACUGCAUAACUAUCAACCUCGAAGAAAUGACAAGACAUUCCACAAAGACACAGCAAUCAAAAAUAGAAAAAGGAUAUGAAGUCCUUAAGACUAAUGGAGCCACAAACAAUAGCAGAAUUCAUCAACCAGGGCUACAUGGAUCAACCAGCAGAGUGCAUAUGUUCUCAAAGUGCCCAGAUAACUCUCUACCUUCUCAGCAACAAGUAUAGAGGCAGGUAAUAGUACUGACAGGAGCAGCAUCUUCCAUUUCAAAGUGAACAACUUGUAUAUAAGAAAAACACAUCCCAUUUGGGGCACAUCCCAGAAACUCCCAGGAACCUAGGACUUAAAGAAGAGGAAGAUUAAAAAAAGAAGAAUGGCAGAAUUAUUCUUUUGUUAAUGAAUUGUUCUUAUUAAAGAAAAUUAAUAAGCUGCUUCUCCUAG
Pongo pygmaeus (Bornean orangutan) is the source of this 3299-nucleotide messenger RNA. It is a transcript of the gene TINF2, whose product is annotated as TERF1 interacting nuclear factor 2. Lineage: Eukaryota; Metazoa; Chordata; Mammalia; Primates; Hominidae. Gene Ontology annotation, molecular function: telomeric repeat DNA binding. Gene Ontology annotation, cellular component: shelterin complex. The transcript has 10 exons. The record is from RefSeq and is a predicted model, not a curated record. Gene Ontology annotation, biological process: telomere capping; regulation of telomere maintenance via telomere lengthening. The coding region runs from base 890 to 2197 and encodes 435 amino acids.